Molecule: messenger RNA, 1296 nt
Organism: Archocentrus centrarchus (flier cichlid)
Lineage: Eukaryota; Metazoa; Chordata; Actinopteri; Cichliformes; Cichlidae
Gene: unga
Product: uracil DNA glycosylase a
Exons: 7
Coding region: 128-1048 (306 amino acids)
Biological process (GO): base-excision repair, AP site formation via deaminated base removal; base-excision repair
Cellular component (GO): mitochondrion; nucleus
Molecular function (GO): uracil DNA N-glycosylase activity
Source: RefSeq, a predicted model, not a curated record
AAUGUUUAAUUCCCACUGGGGGGAGAUUUGGGGUUCGGACCAGCUUACUGCUGUUUUACUCUCAUUCUAGCUAGUUUGUGAAUUCAGUUAGUUUACAGCAGGUUGGCACCGCAGCGUUUUAGACAGAAUGAUUGGACAGAAAACUAUUAACUCAUUUUUUUCGCCAGUCUCGAAAAAGAGGACUUCUACGGAGUUAAUUGAUUCCGAGGAAGACGCAAACGAGCCGUACAUUAAAAUUAUAAAGAAGAAGCAGAAGGCUUGCGAUGUGGAGACAGAGGAGAGCAGCCCGCGCCCGGCCCCUCUGUCCCCGCAGCAGCUGGACAGGAUCGCCCGCAACAAGAAAGCGGCGCUGGAGAGGCUCACUUCCGCGCAAACUCCGCCCGGGUUCGGCGAGAGCUGGAAGAAAGCGCUGUCGACUGAGUUUGGAAAACCCUACUUCAAACAACUGAUGACUUUUGUUUCUGAUGAGAGGAAACGCCACACAGUGUACCCACCUGCUGAACACGUGUUUACCUGGACACAGAUGUGUAACAUCCGAGAUGUAAAAGUGGUGAUACUUGGCCAGGAUCCAUAUCACGGCCCUAACCAAGCUCAUGGAUUGUGCUUCAGUGUGAAAAGACCAGUGCCUCCUCCCCCCAGCUUGGAGAACAUGUUCAAAGAGCUGAGCUCUGACAUUGAAGGCUUUCAGCACCCUGGACACGGCGAUCUGACUGGAUGGGCCAAACAAGGAGUGCUGUUGCUCAAUGCUGUGUUGACUGUCCGAGCACACCAGGCCAACUCCCACAAAGACAGAGGCUGGGAGAUGUUCACUGACGCCGUGGUGCAGUGGCUCAGCAGAAACCUGGAGGGCCUUGUCUUCAUGCUGUGGGGAUCAUACGCUCAGAAGAAAGGAGCUGCUAUAGACAGAAAGCGCCAUCACGUCCUGCAGGCUGUGCAUCCAUCUCCCCUGUCUGCUCAUCGGGGAUUUUUUGGGUGCAAACACUUCUCGAAGGCCAAUGAGCUGCUACAGAAAUCUGGAAAGUCUCCCAUUGACUGGAAAACACUUUAAAUUGUAGUUUUUCAAGCAUGUUUGUUUACCUACCAACCAAAACCCACCUAUAAGCUUCUUGUUUUUUGGCAUUUUAUUUUUUAGUGUAAGAGUUCACUCUGGCAGUUUGUUUUGUACAGAUUCUCUUUUAAGCAGUUUCCCUUAAACUUCCUGUUGAACUGCAUAUUUUUGCAUAAACUUAACAGUUUCAGUGUUGUAAAUAUGUUUUGUACAUUAUCGUCUUUUUUAGGUUAAAGAUUAAAGUUUCC